Messenger RNA from Paramecium sonneborni, 2053 nucleotides. Lineage: Eukaryota; Ciliophora; Oligohymenophorea; Peniculida; Parameciidae. The record is from the annotation of a GenBank genome assembly.
GAAGUUUAUAAUAUGACUGAGGAUAUUUAUCCAUUAUUCGGAUGGGAUGACCCUGUUCCAAAUGAGUUCAAAGAGAUUUUCUCAAAGUGCGCCAAGUAAAUAAUUGUUAUUAUUAUUUUAGUGACUAAGACUCUCGAAAGUGCAGUAGUACAUUAGAAGAAUCUUUAAGUAUUCUAGUUUUAUAUGUUUUUAGUCGUAGACGAGGAUUAUGAGAUAAUUGGAAAGAGCUCAAAUGAAAAUUCAAUCUGUCCAUUAUGCUACCAAAAUGUAUAACUAGGUCAUACUUAAUUGUAUUCCAAUCUACUUUCGUAGUAUUUUGAUGUCCAUACUCAAUGUGCUCUUACAUGUAAACAUAAAACUGCGCAACUUGCUCUAUUAAAUAAUCAAAUCUAACAUGCAUAAAUUAUGGAACGCAUCCCAGUAGACUAUGACUUAUUGGAUCUAAAUGUUAAAGUCUUUGUAGAAUUCAAAAUAUUCCAUACCAUAGCAUAAUAACCAUAUCUAAAUCUAACACAUUCAACUACACUUAAAUAAAAGAAGAAUACAUCCAUAUUAAUAGAUUAUGCUAAUCUUAGAGAGUAUUUUGGAAAGAGAUAAAAACAUCUUGUACCAUUGAUGCAAGGCAGAAUUCAACUAGAUAUACAUAUUAUAGAUACCAAUCUCAUCUAAGAAGCUAAAAAUGUUCACUCUUAUGAAUUCUUCUAUAAUGCCACCAAAGUUGUCAACGAUUACAUUUGCAUUGGCUACGAUGGAAUCUGUAUAUCUAUGUAAAGAGAAGAAGAACACAAUCAACCAUUUUUAUGUCUUAAAUCUCUACAAAUCAACCUCUCAUCUGACAUUGCUAAACAUCUUACCAAACAUUCACCUAAAUCAUCUCCAAUUGUUGAUUCCUUCCUAUUCUCACCUAAAACACGCAAUUUUACACCUUAACUUGGACCUGUACAAUCUAGAGUUCGUUUUUAAUCAUUUCAAUUAGAAGAACAAACACAACCUGAUGAAUGGACAGAAGAUAUCUAAAGUUUUGAUUCAAUACGUGGUAAUAUUGUCAAUUUUGUUAAAACUUAACACGGCAGUCGACUCAUCUAAAAACAUUUUACUACUUGCACAUAAAUUGAAUUAGAUUAACUAUUAUAAGAAAUUGGUCCACAUAUUAGUGAUCUUAUGAUUGAUCCAUAUGCUAAUUAUAUGUUUGGAAGCUUGAGUUAAAGUUGUGCUCCUCAUUAACGAUUAUAUAUUUUACAAACUGUAACAUUUUAUUUAUAAAUAUUUUUAUAGAUCUCUAAUCAUUUAGUAGAUAUUGCAUGUGAUAAAAAAGGUACUCAUGCUAUUCAAUCAUUGGUUUCUUUGAUAUCAUCAAAAUAAGAAGAAGAAAUGGUAGAAAAUAGCAUAAAAAAUCAUAUCAUUUAUUUAACUUUAGACAGUUAAGGAACACAUCUAAUUAAAAAGAUAAUUGCCAGAUUCUAAGAAGAUCGUUUAAAUUUGAUAUUUUGCAAAUUAAUGGAGAGAUUCAUUUAAGUUGUUAAUCAUCAAUUCGGACUUUGUGUUUUAAAAGAUCUUAUUACUAAAUUUAAAAAUAAUCUAGAGAAAUGCAAUUUUAUUUUAAUUAAGAUGCGUGAUUAAUUAGAUGAAAUAGUAUAAGAUCCUUUUGGGAACUAUGGUGUAUAGCAUGUGAUAGAUGUAUUUGUAUUAAUCAUAUACUUAAGGUUUAUGGUGAUUAAAAAUGCACUCCAAUAAUAGAUAAAAUUUUAUAGAAAUUAGUGUAAUUAUCAAUACACAAAUAUUCUUCAAAUGUAGUAGAAAAAUGUAUUUUGGAAACUUCAGCUAAAACUUAAAAACGAUUCAUAAAACAAUUAUCUUAAGAUAGCAUUUGUUUGGAAUUAAUGAAAAAUAAAUUUGGAACAUUUGUUCUAUAGAAGGCUCUCUAAGAGGCUGAGAAAUUAGGUGAAGGAGAAUUGUUAUAGUAAGCUCUUUUGCGAAACUUGCCUUCCAUUUAUGCUCAGAACAUUAGGCAAAAGUGGACGGAUUACUUAUUAAAGAAGUGAUUAAUUGACCU